CCCGUUGCAAUCCGCGUUUGGUUCCUGUAAGGGAAACGGUAAAAAGCAGAGCGUGGUGAGCGGCGGGAGGUUAGCUAAGGCUUCAGGGCGGGUCACUGAAAAGACGUAUAUAAAGAUAUACCGGAGUGCAGAGGGGCGCGAUGAGUGACAUACGCCAUUCUCUCCUGCGGCGCGAUGCCCUCAGUGCAGCCAAGGAGGUGCUCUACCACCUAGAUAUCUAUUUUAGCAGCCAGCUGCAGAGUGCCCCCGUGCCAAUGGUGGAGAAGGGGCCCAUCGAGUUACUCGAAGAGUUUAUCUUCCAAGUUCCCAAGGAUCGAGGAUCCCACAACAAGCGUCUCACUGCCAUGCAAGAAUUGCAGCUGCUGGAGAUUCUUUGCAACUACUUCCAAGACCAAACCAAGGAUGCGGUCCGCCAGGUCAUCUUCUCCUCGCUGUUCAGCCCGCAGGGUAACAAAGCGGACGAGCAGCGUAUGGCUCUCCUGGGGAAGCUGACUUCCAUGGCCGUGGCAGUAUGCAGGGUGCCCGUGCUGGAAUGUGCUGCCUCGUGGCUCCAGCGCACCCCUGCCGUGUAUUGCGUACGCCUGGCCAAGGCUCUGGUGGGCGACUACUGUGGUCUAGUUCCAGGCUCCAUCCAGACCCUUAAGCAGAUCUUUAACGUCAGCCCGCGCUUCUGUUGCCAGUUCAUCACGGCAGUCGCCGCCCUGUAUGAUAUGUCCACAGAGGAGCUCAUCCCCCCUCACGACCUCCUGGAAAUGAUUGUAUCUUGGAUUUUCGAGGACCCUCGUCUCAUUCUGAUCACGUUCCUCAACACCCCUAUUUCGGCCAACCUGCCUCUCGGAUUCUUGGAAUUCUCCCCCUUGAUGGGUUUAGUGCGGUGGUGUGUGAUAGCCCCUCUGGCCUACAGACGCAAAAAAAAGGCGGCGGGUGGUGGGCCUAUUGUGGAAGACCAAAACCUUUACUCCAAGUUACAUUUGAGUGUGCUGCAAGGCCUCAUGGUCCUUCAGACGCACCUGACGGAGAAGAGUCUGUAUGGGCGCUUAGCGCUUAUCCUGUUUGAGCAGCUUGUGCCUCUGGUGGAGGAGCUGGGGCAACUCUGCGAGGAGCUUAACCCACUGAACGCGGAGCAAGAGAUGGAACUGGCGUUGGAUCGGCUGGCACAAGCGUUACAAGUCUCCAUGGCGACAGGAGCGCUACUUUGCACCCGGGAUGACCUGAGAACCCUCUGCGCAAGACUUCCCCAUAACAACUUAAUGCAGUUGGUGGUGUCCGGUCCAGUGCAGCCGCAGCCUUCUCAUCCGACUCUGACCCCUGCCUACUACCCUCACAUUCAUACACCACCUCUGGGUUACCCCACGCUCCCCGCCCAUGGAGCAUUACCAGCACACACAGCAUUGCCCGCUCAUGCUGCCCUUCCUGCUCAUACUACUCUACCUGCUCAUGCAGCGUUGCCCGCUCACACAGCACUCCCCACCCAUGCAGCCCUGCCAACACACCCCGCACUACCAGGGCAUCCUGUGCAGACAUUCAUGCCCGGCAUGACCUUUCCUUUUCGACCAAUGCGUUGAUUGCCUCUGCACUAUUCCGGAGACGGACUCACGGAGCACAGGCCCGCGUGGCGAUGCUUCAGGGAUGAGGCGACCUUUUUAGAUGUUCCAGGACGAUGGCAUCACACACAGAGGACCUCCCGGCUGCCUGGUGACAUCAGGCCAGGGACAGACAUGAUUCCGCUGCAUAGCUCACAUCCUCACUGUAUGGACUGUAAUGGCAGGGCCAAUAUUCUUAUUUUUGUAUACAAGGGGGAAAAGGAGGAGAGUAGUGGCAGCUCUCCUUUCAGGGCAUGCUGAGAGUUGUAGUUUUACAACUGCUGUGGAGCCACAGGUUGCUAAUCAGCCUCUCAAAGAAGCAUUUGUUCCAUCAGCCACGUCUUUACACACACUGCCAGAAUAUGGCGUUAGGCUGCUUUCGCACACAGGCUUUUGCUGGUGUUUUUCUGGCUUUUUUGUUGUUUUGUUUUUUGCUGUAAAAACGCAAGUUCCAGAUGUUGGCUGAAGGCCUAUGGCAGGGCUGGCCAACCUGUGGCUCUGCAGCUGUUGUAAAACUACUGUUCCCAACAUGCCCUGCUGUAGGGUGUCUGGGCAUGCUGGGAGUUGUAGUUUUGCAACAGCUGGAGAGCCACAGGUUGGCCCUCCCUGGCCUAGAGGAAUUAGGAAAUGCUGGACAUUUUUUUUUUUUUGGGGCUAGUGGUUAUUCUGGCGUUUUUUUUCUACACAGUGUGACUUACCACUAGCUUUAUCUUCACGUUUUUUUCCCUGUGGACACACAAGCUUUUUAAUUUAAAGGUGGUCCUUUUUUUUUUUCUUGUCUUUUUUACUUCUUUUCAUUAACGCAGUUUGUUUUCAAGUCACCUUCUCUAUAGGGGAAAAAAUGCCAUGAAGAAAAAGUAGCGGUAAGGCCUCACGCACACAACUGUUUUUCGGUUCCGCAUCCGACCUGCAGUUUUUGCGGCUCGGGUGCAGACCCAUUCACUUCAAUGGGGCUGCAAGGACAGCCCCAUUGAAGCAUGUCCUAUUCUUGUCCGUUUUGCGGCCAAGAAUAGGCAUUUCUACAAUGGGCCGCCUGUUCCGCAAAUUGCGGAAGGCACACGGGCGGCUUUAGUUUUUUGCGGAUCCGUGGUUUGUGGACUGCAAAAAACGGCACGGUCGUGUGCAUGAGGCCUAAGACAUACUGGUGUUCCCAUACGCCAGUGUUGAAACCCCCCCCCCCUUCCCCCCGGAGUAAGAUGCGCCUAAUUUACUGGUAGGCAAAUGCUGGCUGGAGGUGGGAAGCUGUGCCCCCUCUUUCCAGGCCCCAACCCUUUCUCAGCUCUGCAGAGAAGUUGCAGGAAGCUGUGACAACGCCACAGCAGUGGUAUAAAAGCUUUAAUAAAUGUCCCCCCACUGUGUGCAAAAAAUGCCAGAAAAGCCGCCAGCCAAAAAAAUAACUUGCACGUCUUGCAUUUCCUAAUUCCAAUAGACCAGGGAUGCCCAACCUGCGGCCCUUCAGCUGUUGCAAAACUACAACUCCCAGCAUGCCCUAAUAGCUGUAAGCUAUCCAGGCAUGCUGGGAGUUGUAGUUUUGCAACAGCUGGAGGGCUGCACUUUGGACAUGCCUGCAGGUUGUCCAGGCAUGCUGGGAGUUGUAGUUUUACAACAGCUGGAGGGCUGCAGGUUGAUCUUCCGUGACAUAGACUUCCAGCUAAUAUCUGGAGCUGUUUUGUUUUUGUUUUUUUGGGCAAAAACUACCACAAAAAAAUGCCACUAAAAAUGCAAAAGAGCUUAAAAAAGCCAUGAAAUGCUAUGUUUGAAUCCAGCCUUAGGACUCAUGCACAUGAACGUAUGCAUUUUGCGAUCUGCAAAACACGGAUCCGCCCCAAAAAAUACGAAUGACGUACGCUUUUUCUUUUUUUUGUGGAUCCUUUGUAACCAUGCCUAUUCUUGUCUGCAAAAUGGACAAGAGUAGGACAUUUUUUAAAAAAAAAUUUUGGGCGGAAUGGACAUAAAGAAACAAGGCACACGGACUAAUUUCUGCUUUUUUUAUUUUUUCCUUUGCCAACCCAUUAAAGUGAACGGAACAGACACAGAAAGAAAAUGUUAGUGUGCAUGAGCCCUUAUAGCGGUACCCGGUCUGGGUGCAGCCACUUUUUUUUUUUUUAACAUCGUAUGGGAUCGGACUUUUGAGUUAUCUUCCUCUGUAUCCAGCUUUCGGUUGUUAUGUUGGAGCCGACCUAGGAAAGAGCAAGUGGUCGCUGGGAUAAAUGAUCUUCCUUACAGUUUCUGUU
This is a messenger RNA of Bufo gargarizans (Asiatic toad), 3817 nucleotides long. It is a transcript of the gene INTS15, whose product is annotated as chromosome 8 C7orf26 homolog. The transcript has 7 exons. Lineage: Eukaryota; Metazoa; Chordata; Amphibia; Anura; Bufonidae. Bases 141 to 1565 code for a protein of 474 amino acids. The record is from RefSeq and is a predicted model, not a curated record.